AUGACGCACCUUCAUCCGGAGAGAGAUAUACUUAAGCGAAAGCUCGAGCCUGAAAAGGGUACACUCGAGGCCGCAACUAAACGUCAUCAUGGGCGGCUCCCUCCUUGCGGUAAUUCUGUUCGCUCUGUCAAUGAUUACCGCAGGCAAGCCGCGACAUCGCAGAGGUGGCCGACUAAGUCACCAAAUCACCCUCCGAUAACCUUCUCGCCUAAUGACACCGCUGGGAUUCAUAUCCCCCAUAAUGACCCCCUUCUUGUCGUCCUAGGGAUUGGGGAGUACGAUGUCACAAAAGUACUCAUCGACACAGGAAGCUCCGUCGACCUUAUUUUUCGAGGAACACUCCAAAAGAUGGGCAUCGACCUCAACGAUAUCAAGGCAUCAUCCGCGACAUUAACUGGAUUCAACGACUCUUCUGAAACAAUACUAGGAACGAUCCAUCUCCCAGUACGUGCCAGCGGAGUUACUCGAACGGUUAAAUUUGUUGUCGUCAGCACGAAGGCGCCUUAUCAUGCGAUCCUUGGGACCCCAUGGAUACACUCGAUGCAGGCAGUCCCAUCCACCUAUCACCAGUGCAUCAAGUUCCCGGGAACAGACGGCACAAUUAAAACAUUAGGAGGAGAUCAGCAGGCCGCACGAGACCUACUGAUCGCGACUGUUAAGCUCCAACGUUCUUCUCUGCCCGUCAACUCUGUCUCUCCCCCGAUCGCUAAAGUCUGUCCUCAGAAGGAAGAAGUUCUCGAGUUACCCAUCGACUUUACAGACCCAAGCAGGACCGCACGUGUCGGCGCAUAUCUAUCUGACAAUAUGCAACAGUCGAUUCUCAACUUCCUCAAGGAGAACGUAUCUACGUUCGCGUGGUCCAUGUCGGAUAUGAAGGAUAUCGAUCCAGCAAUAGUGACGCAUGAGCUUAACGUUGACCCAACCUUCAAGCUCAUCCGACAAAAGAGACGUAAGCUAGGCCCUGAUAGGUCGAAGGCUGUAAACGAAGAAGUUGAGCGGUUACUCGGUGCCGACUCAAUCACUGAGGUACGCUACCCUGAAUGGUUAGCAAAUCAAGUGGUGGUCAAGAAGAAGAAUAGGAAGUGGCACAUCUGCGUCGACUUCACUGACCUAAAUAAAGCUUGUCCGAAGGACAGCUACCCUCUUCCCAAUAUCGACCGCCUAGUCAAAUCCACAGUCGGAAACAAGAUGCUCACGUUCAUGGACGCAUUCUCCGGAUACAACCAGAUCAUGAUGCAUCCUGACGAUUGCGAGAAAACAGCAUUUAUCACAGAUAGGAGAACCUACUGUUACAAAGUCAUGCCAUUCUGCCUGAUGAACGCGGGAGCGACUUAG
Messenger RNA from Brassica oleracea var. oleracea, 1335 nucleotides. RefSeq lists its product as uncharacterized. The transcript is spliced from 2 exons. The record is from RefSeq and is a predicted model, not a curated record. The coding region runs from base 1 to 1335 and encodes 444 amino acids. NCBI's taxonomy places the organism in Eukaryota, Viridiplantae, Streptophyta, Magnoliopsida, Brassicales, Brassicaceae.